Molecule: messenger RNA, 414 nt
Organism: Talaromyces marneffei
Lineage: Eukaryota; Fungi; Ascomycota; Eurotiomycetes; Eurotiales; Trichocomaceae
Exons: 1
Coding region: 1-414 (137 amino acids)
Source: RefSeq, a predicted model, not a curated record
AUGUUUCUCAAAUCCCAAGUUCUGAGCCUUAUCUCCCUCAUCGCUCUGCCUUUGGCAGUCAAUGGCAACGCAUGCAACAUGCAUUUCUACUCGGGCUCGGGCUGCUCUGGCAGCCCUGUCGCCUCCUGUGUCCCUGAAGACACUGAACCCCACGACUACUGCCAAUGGAACACCUGGGUUGGCUCGAUCGGUUGGACCGACUGUCGUGUUGAUGAAUUCCCCGUGAUCUGGGGCUGUGACGGAGUGCCCAGUACCAAUGCCAAUUACGCCCAAAACGUGUGCCCAGGCAAUAGAUGGCUCAUUUCCACUGGGAACGGGUACGACGACGGCUGUUCGGAUGUUGGCACAUAUGAUGGCUAUGUCACUACCGGUGACGACGACCCGAAUACCUGCACGGACUGCAUUGGACCAUAA